Molecule: messenger RNA, 408 nt
Organism: Symbiodinium pilosum
Lineage: Eukaryota; Dinophyceae; Suessiales; Symbiodiniaceae
Source: the annotation of a GenBank genome assembly
GCGACCAUCAUGGGGGCUUUGGCUGUGGGGCUCCUCCUCGGCAAUGUUAGCGAGCGAAUCUUCGCUAAUCAGUGGCACAAUGAACUGUUCGCACACCUGCCUAAUGAGGUCAAGACGGGAGAUCCUCGCAUGCCCUUCUUCGGUGGCUGGGACAAUAACACCUGGAUCCUCGCUGGCUGCCUGAUCCUCAACAAUUUUCUCGUUGCUGACCAGAUGAGGAACCUCACGUCCAUUGCCAAGUAUGUGGCCUAUGCCAUCGGGCUGGUGUUGAGCUACCUCGUGCAACUGGCAGAGGGCCGCACCUUUUGCCCUUGGCAGGCCUGCUCCUACUGCGGCCUGGCCCUGGCAGCCAUAGCUUACAUUGCGCUGCCGGGGCCUGGCUCCUUCGGCCCGGGAAGGAAGAGCUGA